AUGGAGCGGAACAAGGCGAGUUAUGAAAAGCGGUGUGGGGGUAUAAGAGAGACCCUCGGUGAUGAAUACCCCCACUUAGGCACAUACGAAUCCCUGCAAAUUGGGUCGGAAAAGCAACAAGAAUCCUCACUCAGUCCGCUGGAAAUAUUUGCUUAUGCUCCCGCUGGCUCGGGUCCCCCUCCGGCCCGUGGCCACUUCACUGCCCGGGCAACCCUUGAACCAGGGCCGCCUCUUGGCUCCCCCCAGGAGAAAGAAGAUAAUUUGGAGCGACGUUUGGAACUGUUGACCGGGGAGUUGCGAGGGAUCCUUGAUAUUGAUGGUGAGUUUUACUACUUUCGUUUUGAAGAGAGCGUUUAG
Messenger RNA from Notodromas monacha, 357 nucleotides. The record is from the annotation of a GenBank genome assembly. NCBI's taxonomy places the organism in Eukaryota, Metazoa, Arthropoda, Ostracoda, Podocopida, Cyprididae.